CAAAGUACACUUCAUGCCUUACGUAUUCUGAAGUUAACCAAGUGGGCUGGCGUGGUAGUUACUCAUUUGUAUUUCUGAUAAUCUUCGUUACAACCAUGUCUGCAGGUAAAAAAGGUAAAAAAAAGAAAAAUUGUAAAACCGUCGAUUUGAUGUCAUUUUUGGCUGAUGGUGGUGGAACCCCUACCAUACCUUUGAAGUCAACGAGUUGGGCCGAUGAUGUCGAAGAUGAGCAUGAAGGUGGAUAUACUUCAAGGAGUAAUAAAGAACCAGUUAUUCUGCCUACUGCACCCAGAGCAGCAAGAGAUUCGCGUAUCGACGAAGAAAAUAUUCCUACAAAUCCUCCUUUUGUUGCAUAUGUAACUAGUUUACCUUAUGAAGUAGAUGAAGAUGAUCUUGUUGAAUUUUUUUCUGAAAUGAAGGUUUCCAGCGUGCGUUUACCUAAAGAUCCAAAUAAACAACUUAGAGGAUACGGUUAUGUUGAAUUUGAAGACCGUCAAAGUUUAAUUAAUGCUCUUUCUAUGACAAAUACUACUAUGAAAACUAGGCGUAUUCGUAUUGAAGUUUCAAACAGCAAUAACGAUGAACGACGUGGUGGACGUUUAGGAAGAGAUAAUCGCAGGGAUACCUAUGAUGAUCCUGAACGUACUUCUGGGGAUUGGAGAAGUAGGCCUAGGGAUGAACCCGCAGGAUCAGAAGGUGAUUCUUAUCGUAGACCUUAUGACAAUAGGGAAAGGGAGAGAGAAAGAGAAGUUACUGAUGAUAAGCCUGGAGCAUGGCGUAAUAGAAGCGAAGAUGACAGAGGAAGAUCUGCGUUCAAGGAUAGAGGUUUUAGAGAUGACGAUAGGGAUAGAGAAUGGUCACGCUAUGGUGACAGAGGUGGUAGUAGAGAUAGAGAUGGCGAUAGAGAUAGAGGUAGCAGUUUUGGUCCACGUCGCGAUUAUGGAGAUUGGGAACGCGAUGGUCGUAAAGAUGGAAAAGGAAAUUCAGAAACUAAGCCCGCUGAAACACGAACCAGACCAAAGUUACAAUUGCAGCCUCGCACCAAGCCUAUCGAACCAUUAAGUACUAAAGAUGAAAAAUCUGAAUCGACAACUUCAGCUACUUCCUCCGCAUCUGUGCCUACUACUACUAAUAUUUUUGGUGCAGCCAAACCUGUCGAUACUACUGCCAGAGAGAGAGAAAUAGAAGAGCGUCUCGCUAAAUCAUAUGCAGAGUCAAGAUUGAAAGAUGAAGCAGAAAACGAAAAACGCAAGGAAGGUAUAUGGGGUCGUCGGAAUGGAGAGGAUCGCGAUGAUAAAGAAAAGGAUAAGAGUCGCGAAACAUGGAGAUCAGAUGGGGAGAAAAAAUGGGGCGACAAAUCGGCGACAGCUCAAAGUCAGCACUCGACUACUGCGCGUCCUGAUCAACAUGGAGAUUCUAAAGCGGAUUCCAGAGGAGAUUCUAAAGGGGGUUCCAAAGGGGAUUCUAAAGGUGAUUCCAAAAAUUCCAAUUCUCGCAGUGGUCCGCCACCAAUAAAGAAAACUGAUAGCCGUGGUUUAGAUAGCAGGGAACGAAAGGAUAGAGAUAAGGAGAAGGAUGAACUCGAUAGAAUGCCCAAGGCAAAAGACGAAAAAGCUCCAAAUUUUGUCGUUUCCAACAAGUAUUCCAUGUUACCUGAUGACGCGGAUCCUGACAUAAUUGAAGAUUAGUCGUAUCAUCAUAAUUUAUCAUGCCACGAGCAUGCUAAUUGGUCUAUAUGCAUAUAUUACUAAUGUUUGAUUUACAAUUAAAACUACGUAUCCCAUUGAUUCACAAAGCAAGGCAUAUUCUCUUGGUACUAUUUUACAGGAAUUCUUGUUGAUUUAUAUAUAUAUAUAUUUAAUCUAUUUUAUUAUUCCGAAUAUAAUUAUCAAUCUU
Molecule: messenger RNA, 1896 nt
Organism: Polistes canadensis
Lineage: Eukaryota; Metazoa; Arthropoda; Insecta; Hymenoptera; Vespidae
Gene: eIF4B
Product: eukaryotic translation initiation factor 4B
Exons: 12
Coding region: 96-1688 (530 amino acids)
Molecular function (GO): RNA binding
Source: RefSeq, a predicted model, not a curated record